Molecule: messenger RNA, 1894 nt
Organism: Polypterus senegalus (gray bichir)
Lineage: Eukaryota; Metazoa; Chordata; Cladistia; Polypteriformes; Polypteridae
Product: ADP-ribosylation factor-like protein 6
Exons: 8
Coding region: 429-989 (186 amino acids)
Biological process (GO): cilium assembly; vesicle-mediated transport; intracellular protein transport
Cellular component (GO): cytoplasm; axoneme
Molecular function (GO): GTPase activity; GTP binding
Source: RefSeq, a predicted model, not a curated record
AUAUGCCGCGAUGCUGAUGUUGAAAACAAGAUUUAAAUCGAGUUCUCGUCAGAAGGCCGGUGAGAAGAUCUUCGCUGUGGAUAUAAAGGAUGAGAAUAUCACAGCGAAACUGGGACUUGAGAAAUCCGCCUAUCCAUAAUCUCAAGGCUGCUUAAAAAAGUGAUCUAAUUAAGGUGGACGUGGGACGUGAGGCGCCAUCAGCAGCUAGAAAGGAGAGCUAAAACGUUUACUGGGUUGGGGGUGACGCCGAUAUGGGGCACUGCCAACCUGCACCAUUGACUGUGAAGCUGUUUUGUCUUGGAGAUCAUCCAUCACGUCCAAGAAGUUUACGGUUAUUUCCUUCCGUACAUUGAACCUAGAUGUGUCAGAGGUCAUUACACCUAAAGAUACUCUUCAUUGAAAGUUAAUCUGCCUUUGCUACUUUGGUGAUGAACCUCUUUCAUAAAUUGAGUAACUGGUUACGUUUAAAACGUCAAGAGGCCAAUGUCUUGUGCGUGGGGCUCGACAACAGUGGGAAGUCAACAAUUAUUAACCAGCUGAAGCCAUCUUCUGCUCAGACUCAAGAUAUUGUGCCAACUAUAGGAUUCUGUGUUGAAAAAUUCAGCACUUCCAGCCUCACUUUUACUGUAUUUGAUAUGUCAGGACAAGGACGGUACCGGAGCCUUUGGGAACAUUAUUACAGGGAUGCCCAUGCCAUAAUCUUCGUAAUUGACAGUGGAGACAAAGUGAGGAUUGUAGUUGCCAAAGAAGAACUGGAAAUGCUUCUUCAUCAUUCUGAUGUGAAACACAGGAGGAUUCCAAUCCUUUUCUUUGCCAACAAAUCAGACCUGCAGGAUUCCUUGUCCUCUGUUAAGGUGUCUCAGAUGAUGGGAUUGGAUAACAUUAAAAAUAAGCCUUGGCACAUUUGUGCCAGCAAUGCUUUGACAGGGGAAGGGCUGCAAGAAGGAGUUGAUUGGCUUCAGGAUCAAAUUCGUUCACUGAAAUCAUGAAGAAGCAAUGAAAGUGAGGCACUAAGGAUGUGUUUGUUCUAAAGUGAUGUUUAAACAGAAUCACUUGCUAAAAAAUCUAAAGAUCAGGAGUACAAUUCCCAAGUCACUGCUCACCAUAUUUCAUUUAUAUUGUUUUGGUUUCUCGUGUGUACAGCAUUACAGAUGUUUAGGAUUGUGCCACUGAUUUUACUUUUAAUUUUGUAAUUAAUGUGACUUCAGUGAUGUCUCUUUGUGAAUGUGUUUAUGUUUGUAUGGGAGCUGCCAGUUUUGUGUCACUGCUCACAAUGGGUACUGCCAUUUUGUAUGUCUGUUCACUCUAAUGUUAAGUAGUUGCUGUGCAUGUGAUCCAGUUGCGACAUGACCCAUGAUGCCAUUUUGACCAUGUAAUAAAAGAUGGCCACCUGCCUUGUGCAGUGCCCCAGCUCUGUUGUAAAAAAAGAAGCGAUGACGUAACUAAACAUUUUUGAGCACUCUGUUAGUUUAGAAUGUUAUGGUGUUAACUUUUGGUUUACCAGGCACCCUUAAAAAUGGCUAAAUGAUCCUUAGUGACUCUGGCUGGCUAUCGCUGACGUCUCUCAGGCUCAGACAGUCUUUGGUAUUUGAUUAUUAGAUUUGGUCUGCUUGGACCUCUGAGGAAAUUGUCAUGACACUAACUACUGAACAACUGAUUAACCAUAACCAAAAUAAAUACAGAAAUAUCUUUAAUUAUUUUUCCUGUACCAUACUGGGUGGUUUUUUGAUAUGAACUUCUGUAUUGUUUUUUUCACAUUUUUAAUUAUGGAAUUUGUCUGUUGUGUAGAAACAAGGAAGGAUUCUGGAAUCAAACAGCAUUUAAAUUGGAUGUUGUUCUGUAGAUAAUAAUAAAUAUUAAUGGUUUGAAAUUUUUAAAAAUUUUCCACACUUGA